AUGGCCGUGCAGGCAUCCCUGUCGGACGGAGAGUUGAAUGAGUUCCCCUCGGUGGCCGCCGCUGCUGCUGCUGCCGCCGCCGCCGCCGCCGCCGCCGCCGCUGCAGCCGCCGCCCGCCGGCGCUCGCUCUCUUGCGACUACAUGCCGGAUCUGACCCUCACCGGCACUGGCACCCCGCUCCACCACCUCCACCAUCAUCAUCUCCACCAUUCGGACAGCUACUUCGGCCAGACCAGCAGCAUGGGGCCGGAGGCCGGUGCCGGCGAUGUGGGCGCCGAUCCGAACGACUGCCACCUGAGCCAGGUCACCUUCAUCGACGCCGAUGCCGAUGAUGGGGACAUCAUCCUGGUCGUCGGGGACAUGGUGGACUCGGAUGACGAGGGCUCGGACCAGGACUCGGAUGAUGCGGCCAUCGCUGCCGGUGGCCUGGGCGUGGGCCACCACCUCCAGCCUCGGCGCUCCGCCAGCAUGUCUCUCUUUCCCGAUCGCCGGGCGUGCCGGGUGCCGCUCGGUUUCCAGUUCUCCGAGCUGACCGACCCGGGCCAGCGUCCGCACCGGAUGUGCGGCUUCACGCCGAGUGCCUCGGAGCCGGUUGCUCACUGGGUACGCUGCUUCGAGGAGAACAGCACCUGGGAGGCGGCAGACAUCAUCCUCUUCCGGCCGGAGCGCGACCGGCCGGAGCUGGCCAUGUCGGUCCUCACGACCGAUGCCUAUCCCUCGGACUCGUUCUUCAGCGGCGGCCCGGCCUUCGGGGCCGAGGAUCUGUCCGAUGUCGGUGGCUCUGGGCGGUGUCCCUUCUCGUCGAUGCGUAGCGUGGUCAGCGGCGACCCGAAUGUCCUGGUGGCCAUUGACGCCUCGCAAGCCGGGGCCGUCCUGGCCGAGGCGGCCGCCCUGCCGCGCAUCACCCUGCAAACGGUGCCCACUUUGCCGACCGACGACCUGGACGACAGCCGGUUCUUGUCCAGCAGCCGGGCCUUCCUCGAGGGCCCGGAGCUGCCGGGCGCCGGCGGCAACAGCAGCAGCACUGGCAGUGGCGACAGCAGCAGCAGCAGCAGCAGCAGCGGCGGCGGCGGCGGCGGCAGCAACCCCGGCGGGGGGCUGUUGCAAUUCCAUGGGUAUGUGCAGGACAACCACCACUUCCAGGGCCUGGGGCCCUCGCUGCUGGAUAGCAGCGCCGGGGUCGAUCGGUCCCCCUCCUCGGACUCGCCCUUCGGCCGGGUGCCGCACAACUCCAUGACCAUCGACAGCCCGAGCAGCUACCUCCUGUCGCCGAUGCCGCUGAUCGGGGACCUGCCCUUCGACAAGGGUGUCUUCGGGGUGGAUGACGGCCCGGAUGACGGGGACCCUGGUGGCGAUGGCCCGGGUGGCGGCGGCGGUGGCGGCGGCGGCGGCGGUGGCAGCGGCGACGGCGGCGGCGGCGGCGGCGGCCCCGACGGGUCGGUGCCCGGCGAUGUGGUGGGUCUCCUCGGCGACGAGGGGCCCAUGUCUGACGGGGGCUCCGGCGGGUCCGGCACCUCCUUGACGCCGGACACGCGGCUGAAUUUCCUGAAUGCCCUGGAAACCGACAGCCCCAUCGACUUUUCGUAUAAUCCCUCCCUGUCAUGCUCGGCCAUGCCCUCGGAUGAGGAGGAGGACCCCGAGGGGCAGGCGGGCCCCGGCAUCGGCGGCCCCAAUGGGCCCGGCUCGUCGGGCAUCCCCUCGCUGAAGGUGAACAAUCCCUUCGGGUCGGUGCUCGAGGGGGAGGACGAGUCGGGCUGUGGCCGGUUUGCCGGCGGUGCUUCGCUGCUGCCGCUGGCCGGGGCGUCGGUGCCCCUGUCCUCGGAGCUGUAUCGUGACUUGAAUAGCCCGCCGAUUCCGACCGGCGGCGGCGGCGGGGCCGGGCCCGCUGGCGGUGUGUCUGCCGGGGGCCCGGUCGACUCGGCCGGCGCUGGGACCGGCUCUUCCGGCGGGAUCGCCGGGCCGGGGCCCGGGUCGGCGGCGACCAUCGCCAUCGGCGGCCUCGGCACCGGGCCCGGGCUCAAGCCCGAGCACAGCCCCGGCAGCCUGGGCUCGGCCAGGUCGCGCGACUUGCGGGCAUCCAUCCCGGCGGCCCUCUCGGCCGGGGGCGGGGCCGCCGGCCUGCUCAGUGCCCCGUCGACGGAUCAGCUUUCGGCGGCUGUGGUGGCCGCCGGGAAGGGUGUCCCCGGGGGGGCCACCGGGCCCGGCCCCGCCGGGGCCCGGGCCUCCGAAACACACAUCAAUGCCAAGGCGCUGCUUGGUGGUGGCAGUGGCGGGAAUUCCGCCGCAAGUGCCGGGGGAGGCGCCGCCUCGGGGUCGAGCGCGGGGCCGGCGGUGCCGGGCGCCGGCGAUGCCGGGCCCACCGGCGGCCCGGUGCCCGGUGCUGGGCCGGUGCCGGCCACCGCCGGCGCGGCGGCGGCCCCUAGUGCGGCCGGUGCGGCGGCCCCGCCGGCCAAGGGCGGCCGGCCGGGCUCGACAGGUACCCGCGCCCGCGCGACAGGCACCGCCGCGGUCAAGCGCGAGCGUGCGGCCGGUGCGCGGGCCGAAAGGGCGCCGGCGGCCGGGGGCCGGGCAGCGGCGACGCGCGGAUCGCGCGCCACCGCAGCCGCCUCUCGGUCCAAGAGCCCGACCCUUGCGGCGGCGGCGGCGGCGGCGGAGUCGGGCACCGGCGGCGGCGCUGCCGCCCGGGCGACGAGCGGCCUGUCCGAUACGACGUCCGCGGCGGCGGCGGCGGUUGUGGCGGCGGCGGCGGCGGCCGUGGCGCCCAGUUUCGCCGGUGGGCCCGCGCCCCCGGCGGCCGGCCGGAAGGCGGCUCUUGCGCGCCAAAGCGACGGCCCCGGGCCCGGCGGCCGCGCGGCCAAGCAGCCCCGGUCCGCGGGGGCCAAGUCGCCGGCCCCGCUGCCGGACGACGCUUCGCUGCCGGCCGCGGUUCCGCCGGUGGCCAUGAAGCCGUCGCCGAGUUCGUCGGCGGCGGCGGCCGCGGCGGCCGCCCUGGCCGGGGCGCCCUUCGCCCUGAAGUCCGCCGGGACCAUUGUGGCGGCGGUGGCCGGCCAGGCGGCCGGCGGCGGGGUCGCCGGGACGUCGGCCGCGGCGGCGGUGGCCGCGGCGGCUGCCGCGGCUUCCAUGCACGGUGCCGGUGCCGGGGUCCCCGGGGCCGGGGCCGAUGCCACCCCCUCGCCGGCUCCGGGCAUGGCACCCACGCAUCCGGCCACGCAUGCGCGCUCGCUCCAUGGGCUGCCGGUGCAUGGCCCGGCGCCGGCCUCGUCGUCGCCCUCGGUGGCGGCGGUGGCGGCGGCCACCGCGGCCACAUACACGCCCUCGGCCGUGGCGGCGGCGGCGGCGGCGGCGGCGGCGGCAGCGGCGGCGGCGGCGUCCUCGGCCCCGGGCACCUCGGCGACUGGCCAUGCGGGCGCGCUGGCGCACUCGACCUCCGCCGGGGGGGCCGGCGCCGGCGCCUCGUCGCUUGCCGGGGCCCCGGGGUCCUCUUCGUCUUCUUCCUCCUCUUCCUCCUCUUCAUCGGCGGCGGCGGCGGCGGCGGCCGCGGCCGCCGCAGCUGCUGCGGCCGCCGCCCACUCGCAUCCCCACACGACGGCCUCCUCACACUACUCCACGGCCGGGGGCUACCACUCGGCCUCAUCGGCGGCGGCGGCGUCAUCGGCGGCGGCCGCGGCCGCGGCCCUGGGCCCGAUGCACUCGGCAUAUGGCAAUCCCCACUCGGCAUACGGCAGCUCCUACGCCAAUUCCUCCUAUGCAGGGAGCCACACAUCGGCGGCGGCGGCGGCGGCGGCGGCACACUACGCGGCCAGCCAUUUGUCGGCGGCCACGGCUGCCGGCUACACCGGGUCCCACUACUCGACCCUGCCGUCGUCGGCCAGUUCGGCGGUGGCCGCGGCGGCGGCGGCCUACUCGAGCCCCUACUCGGCGGCCGUGGCGGCUGCCCAGUACUUUGCCUCGCAGUAUCCGAGCUCGUCGUACUCGUCGGCAGCGGCGGCGGCAGCGGCGGCGGCGGCCGCCGCCGCCAGCAACCCCUCGCCCUACUCGCACUAUCCCUCGGCCGCGGCGUACACCAGCUCGCUGUAUGGCCCGGCGGCGGCGGCCGCCGCCGCGCACUACAGCACCCAGCCGCUGGCGUACUCCUCGGCGGUCGGGGGGUCGGGGGCGCCGGCAGGGUCGGCGGCGGCGGCGGCCGUGGCGGCGGCGGCGGCGGCCGCAUCGGCUCCCAGCUCGGCGGCGGCGGCGGCAGCGGCCGCGGCUCUCGGCUCGUCGUCCUCGCACCAUGCGGCCUCGCAGCAUGCCGCCCAUCACCAUGCCUCUCAGUAUGGCGCCCUGUCGGCCAGCUCGACGGUCGGCGCGGCCGGGACCUCGGCCCCGGCUUCAUCGGCCGGCGCGGCCCCCGGGGGCACGACGGCGGCCGAUGGCACCGGCGGCUCGUCGGUGGCCAAUUCGGCGGCGGCCGCGGCCGCCGCGGCCGCCGCGGCCGCCGCCAGCUCCCCCCUGCUGGCAUCGUCUCUGUCAUCCCUCGGGUCCUAUGGCCAUGAUCCGGCCUCCGCCUACAGCAGCUACCUGGGCUAUCCGUACAGCUCGUCGCUUGGCUUUUCGCAGGGGGGCCUGUCGGCAUCGCACAGUGCUUUCGCCGCGGCGGCGGCCGCCGCUGCCUCGCCCUACUCCUCGCAUCCGGGCAUCGCGGCGGCGGCGGCGGCGGCGGCGGCGGCGGCAGCGGCUGCUUCGUCCUCUUCCUCCUCAUCGGCGGCCGGGUCGACGGCAGGUGCCUCCUCGUCCGCCUCGUCGGGGGCCGGGGCAGGGGCCACCGGCGGCACGACCACCGGCAGCACGGCCCCCUCGGCAGGCACGGCCGGGACCGCGGUAGCCUCGGCGGCCGGGUCGCAAUUUAGCUCGGCCGCGUCUUCCAUGUCACAUUACUCGGCAGCCGCGGCGGCGGCGGCAGCCGCCGCAGCCGCCGCCGCGGCCCACCCCUCCUCCGCAAGCAUCUAUUCCUCCUCGGCGCAUCCCUCGAGCGCGGCCAUGGCGGCGGCGGCGGCCGCCGCCGCAGCGUCCUCCUCCUCCGGCUCGGCUGCGUCGCACUAUGCCGGCCUGGCCAUGGCUGGUCUCGGCCAGCAGGGCGGCUCCUCGCUGUAUGGCAGCGGUGUUUCGGCCUUCGGCCAUCACCACCACCACCAUCACCACCACCACCACCAGGCGGCGGCGGCGGCGGCGGCGGCCGCUGCCGCGGCAGCAGCCGCGGCUCCCUCGGCGCCCGGCAACACCGCUGCCGGUGGUAUGCCUGCUGCUUCGGCCAUGCUGGCCGCUCCGACCUCCGCCGGUGCUGCUGGCACCGGUGCCGCCGCCGCCGCCGCCGGCAGCACCGCCCCGGCCACCGCGGCGAGCUCCGCCACCUGA
Molecule: messenger RNA, 5394 nt
Organism: Fonticula alba
Lineage: Eukaryota; Rotosphaerida; Fonticulaceae
Exons: 4
Coding region: 1-5394 (1797 amino acids)
Source: RefSeq, a predicted model, not a curated record